This is a messenger RNA of Folsomia candida, 768 nucleotides long. RefSeq lists its product as uncharacterized. The record is from RefSeq and is a predicted model, not a curated record. Gene Ontology annotation, molecular function: nucleic acid binding. NCBI's taxonomy places the organism in Eukaryota, Metazoa, Arthropoda, Collembola, Entomobryomorpha, Isotomidae. The transcript has a single exon. Bases 1 to 768 code for a protein of 255 amino acids.
AUGAAUGGCAUGGAUAAAGAGAAGUUGGGCGACCUUACAGUAUCAGAUCUGAGGCGGGCGGAAAUAGCAAUGUUGCGGGUAAUCCAGUCAAGAUAUUACUCCUAUCCGAAGAAACUUCAGUUGCGAGUGGAGAAGAUGGACGAUGGACUUCUUCACGUCAAGACAAAGUUGGAGUACAAGGAUGACACUGAAGGAUUUAGGUACCCAAUCAUGCUACCUCAAGACUGCCCACUUAUUCAUGAAUUGAUUCGAGAAGUGCACCGGAUGCAUUCUCAUGGAGGAAUUCAGUUUAUUUUAACGAAACUGAGAGAAAAAUACUGGAUCCCUCAAGGAAGGAAGACCGUGACGAAGGCGCUGAGAGAAUGUCUUGCCUGUAGGAAACAAGACGCCAAGCCUUUACAAGUCAACCCUGUGGCGCUGCCGAAGAGAAGAGUGACCACAGGCGAAGCUUUCAGCACAACUGGUGUGGAUUUGGUUGGUCCACUAUUCCUGAAGGAUAGGAAGAAAGUGUGGAUCGUGCUAUACACUUGCGCCGUGUACAGAUGCGUCGCUUUGGACCUGGUGGAAUCUUUGAGCUCUGAAGCAUUCAUCAACUCAUUGGAGAGAUUUAUCUGCACCUAUGGGCGUCCAAACAGACUGUAUUCGGACAAUGGGACUAAUUUUGUUGGUGCUCCUUCCCUUUUCAUGAAGAUUAAUUGGGAUAAAAUAGAACGAGCAAGCCAAGUCAAACAAAUUCAGUGGAUUUUUAAUCCUCCUACUGCAGCCUAG